AUGCCAAUAUCAAUCUCAGAUUCUCAGGAGGAUGUGGAAGUAGGAGAGCCAAAGGAGGGAGAGGUUCGUGUGAAGAACAAGGCCAUUGGGCUUAAUUUCAUUGAUGUAUACUUCCGCAAAGGCGUUUAUAAGGCUGCUACGGUUCCCUACACCCCAGGUGUUGAGGCUUGUGGAGUUGUGACAGCUGUGGGACCAGGACUAACAGGCAGGCAAGUUGGAGAUCUUGUAGCCUAUGCUGGUCAGCCAAUGGGCUCAUAUGCGGAAGAGCAGAUCCUUCCUGCAGACAGAGUUGUGCCUGUUCCUCCUUCCAUUGAUCCUACUGUUGCUGCAUCCCUCUUGCUCAAGGGUAUGACAGCUCAGUUUCUACUACGCAGUUGUUUCAAGGUUGAACCUGGACACACAGUCCUUGUCCAUGCAGCAGCUGGUGGAGUUGGAUCCCUUUUAUGCCAGUGGGCUAAUGCCCUUGGUGCCACUGUCAUUGGAACUGUAUCUACUAAAGAGAAGGCAGCUCAAGCCAAGGAGGAUGGAUGUCACCAUGUCAUAAUCUAUAAGGAAGAGGACUUUGUUGCUCGAGUGAAAGAAAUAACAUCUGACAAUGGGGUCGAGGUUGUUUAUGAUUCUGUAGGGAAGGAUACUUUUGAGGGAUCACUGGCAUGCUUGAAGACUCGUGGAUACAUGGUGAGUUUUUGGCAGUCAUCAGGUGCGCCAGAUCCGGUUCCAUUGUCAGCCAUUGCAGUGAAGUCACUGUUCUUGACUAGGCCUAGCCUCUUUCAUUACGCUGUAACUCGAGACGAAUUGCUAGGGAUGGCGGGAGAGGUAUUUGGUAAUGUUCAGUCAAGUGUAUUGCGGGUUCGAGUAAAUCACACCUACCCAUUGUCUGAAGCAGCACAGGCACACGAAGACCUUGAGAAUAGGAAAACAUCUGGAUCUGUUGUGCUUAUCCCCUAAGGCAAAUAUGAGUUUGGUCUGUUAAUUUUAAAGGCU
This is a messenger RNA of Prunus avium (sweet cherry), 984 nucleotides long. RefSeq lists its product as uncharacterized. Gene Ontology annotation, molecular function: NADPH binding; mRNA 3'-UTR AU-rich region binding; quinone reductase (NADPH) activity. The record is from RefSeq and is a predicted model, not a curated record. Gene Ontology annotation, cellular component: cytosol. Lineage: Eukaryota; Viridiplantae; Streptophyta; Magnoliopsida; Rosales; Rosaceae.